Colletotrichum chrysophilum is the source of this 732-nucleotide messenger RNA. RefSeq lists its product as uncharacterized. Lineage: Eukaryota; Fungi; Ascomycota; Sordariomycetes; Glomerellales; Glomerellaceae. The coding region runs from base 1 to 732 and encodes 243 amino acids. Gene Ontology annotation, biological process: regulation of DNA-templated transcription. The record is from RefSeq and is a predicted model, not a curated record. The transcript has 3 exons. Gene Ontology annotation, molecular function: DNA-binding transcription factor activity.
AUGUCUAUGUUCACCAUGUCUCAACAUCAAUACACCUACCCGCCUGCUGCCCCGGCACCCAGGGCCUAUUCAGGUCACGGCACAAGCAGCGCAUUCAGUAGCUCUGCCAACCCGGACGAGGACUGGACCAAGAUCUCCGACCUCGCUGAACGCCGGAGGAUCCAGAACCGCAUCGCUCAGCGCAACUAUCGCAAGAAGCUCAAGAGACGCCUCGAGGACCUCGAGAGACGCGCAGGACAGGAAGGCUCGACCGUCACCACUGAGAAGCAGACGCAGCCAAAGAGUGCUAAGCGCCAGUCGCAAUCCUCCACCAAGACGCAAAAGACGCCGAUUCCAACCAAGACCAUGAAUCAGGGCCAAUUUACCCCCCCAAUGCACACCGAUGACGAGCUUCUCUUCGCGCAAACUUACGAAGACGGUCGUGAAAGAUCAAACACUCCGCCUCUUUUCGCCUAUUCGACUUACCCUCCCCCUGAAGAGAUGCUCCUGGCUCCUUCGUACACAACUCAGCCUUACCCCAUGACAACUGCAGAGGUCUACCCUAGUUACUUGGCCGCAGCGGUGCCGGUAACGCUACCCCCAAUGAACCAUUUCAACGAUGCCAUCAAGCGCGAAUCCUACUCCAGCGACGAUGGCCUCUCCCCCUACGUGAACUACGGCUAUAUUUCCGGCGUCGACAUGAACGCAACUGGCUCCUACGACCCCUCGAACCCUGAUGAUCUCCAGGCAUGA